Messenger RNA from Sporisorium graminicola, 513 nucleotides. RefSeq lists its product as uncharacterized. The transcript has a single exon. Gene Ontology annotation, molecular function: protein tyrosine phosphatase activity. Lineage: Eukaryota; Fungi; Basidiomycota; Ustilaginomycetes; Ustilaginales; Ustilaginaceae. Bases 1 to 513 code for a protein of 170 amino acids. The record is from RefSeq and is a predicted model, not a curated record. Gene Ontology annotation, biological process: protein dephosphorylation.
AUGGCCUCGUCACGUCCCGCUCAUGGCGGUGAAAAGAUCAACGUCCUCUUCUGCUGCCUCGGCAACAUCUGUCGCUCACCUAUGGCGCUUGCAGUGUUUGAACACACCGCAGUCCAAGCAGGCGUGCGCGAUCGCUUCGGGACGCUCGACAGCGCCGGUACAGCCCACUACCACACUGGAGAGGAGCCGGACGAACGAACCAUCGACCUUUUGGAACGUCGCAACAUUCCCUACGAUGCGCAGAACUUCGCCCGCGGCGUCACGGGCAAGGACUUCGACACGUUCGACUACAUAUUUGGAAUGGACACCAACAACGUGCGCAACCUCCAGCGCAUGCAGCCCAAACAUUCCAAAGCCCAAGUUAGACUUUUUGGAAGCGUAGAAGAUGGUCAGCCAAUUGCGGAUAGUUACUACACCGGCGACUUCGAGGCAACUUACAAGCAGAUCUUCCGCUACUCUCACGCUUUUCUUCGCGAGCUCGGAUUGAGCAACGGUGGUCACGCCAAGUCGUAG